UGACACAAUUUUCUUAAAUUCUUGAGAAUGUUUUUUUAACACAAUGUCUAUUUUUUCAGGUUAGUCAUUCUCAAAGCUUAAGAAUUCCACCUUUAAAAGUGUGGAUUCUUGGCAAAUCUUCUGGAGAAGUCAUAACAGCUCACUGCAAUUGUAUGGCAGGUUGCUCUUCGGCAUGUUCUCAUGUUGGUGCUGUACUGUUUGCCUUAGAAGUUGGUGUUAGAAUCCGCGAGUCAAAAACAUCCACUGACAGAGUAAAUGAGUGGUUGCCUCCACAUUCAAGAGUUCUUGCUCCUCGUCCAUUAAAGGAAAUAGAUUUCAGUUCAUCAGUUGCAAAGUAUAACCGCAUGACUGAUGUAAAUGCUAACCAAAGUGCAAUCAAAAAGAAAAACAUGAAGGUAACACCUAUGACUGACAGUGAGCUGGAUUCAUUUUUGUCAGAUGUAACAAAAUGUAAUCCACAAGCUUGCAUUUUGGCUGUUACACCUAGAUUUUCUGAUUGCUUUGUUGCAAGUGAGGAUAUACCUUUUCCUUUGAUGUUUGGAAAUCUUUUUAAUCCAUCUCUUGUUGAUCUGGAGUGGCCUGAGCUGGAAGAAUACUGUUGCAAACUGUUUCAAGAGUUGCAACUUACAGAAGACCAGAUAAAAAACAUAAGUGACUUGACAACAAAGCAACACAAACAGAAAGUUUGGUAUCAGUAUCGAGCUGGAUGCAUAACUGAAUCUAAUAUGAAAGCAGCAUGCCACAAAAAUUAA
Messenger RNA from Centruroides sculpturatus (bark scorpion), 752 nucleotides. RefSeq lists its product as uncharacterized. NCBI's taxonomy places the organism in Eukaryota, Metazoa, Arthropoda, Arachnida, Scorpiones, Buthidae. The transcript has a single exon. The record is from RefSeq and is a predicted model, not a curated record. Bases 153 to 752 code for a protein of 199 amino acids.